Scutellospora calospora is the source of this 534-nucleotide messenger RNA. The record is from the annotation of a GenBank genome assembly. NCBI's taxonomy places the organism in Eukaryota, Fungi, Glomeromycota, Glomeromycetes, Diversisporales, Gigasporaceae.
UGGGAUGCACCUUCAAUCUUGCAAUCUGAUAACAGUAAGAAAUUUACUGCUGAUAAAGAUAACUUAACAAAAUUUGUUUUUUCUUAUAAUACUACUUCAUAUAGUUUUUAUGGUAAAACUUCUCAUGAAGUAAUGUUUGGAUAUAAGCUCUAUGGAGUAUACCAACAGUUUAAUCCUGCUGAUUUUCAGGAAAUAGAAGUAGACGAAAUACAAACUAUACCUCAAACUAAAAAAAAUCAUCUAGAAAAGAAUCUUUAUGAGACUAGUCAGCCAGUUGCUAUAGCCCCAGAUACCGAUAUGAAUUCAUCGACCAGAAAAAGAAAACUCCAUACUACAUUUAAUGAAACUAGAACUGUUAUUAGUAUGACCAACAAUAACAAAACUAUUAUUGUUGAAAUACCUAUAAGAAGUACUGUUCGUUAUUCUGUGAAAAGAAUAUACCAAAUUAAAAAUAAAAAUAAAAAAGCUAUGUUACCUUUAGUAGCUCCAUUAGCUAUAUCACUACCAUCAGCUACAUCAUCUUCUCUGCUCUAA